Molecule: messenger RNA, 426 nt
Organism: Entrophospora sp. SA101
Lineage: Eukaryota; Fungi; Glomeromycota; Glomeromycetes; Entrophosporales; Entrophosporaceae
Source: the annotation of a GenBank genome assembly
AUGGUUGCUGUUGAUUAUAUGGUUGCUGUUGAUUAUAUGGUUGCUGUUGAUUAUAUGGUUGCUGUUGAUUAUAUGGUAGCUGUUGUUGUUGCUGCUGUUGCUGUUGAUUAUAUGGUGGGUAUGGUUGCUGCUGCUGCGGUUGAUUAUAUGGUGGGUAUGGCUGCUGCUGUUGAUUAUAUGGUGGGUAUGGCUGCUGCUGUUGCUGAUUAUAUGGUGGGUAUGGCUGUUGUUGUUGUUGAUUAUAUGGUGGGUAUGGCUGCUGUUGUUGUUGACUAUAUGGUGGGUAUGGUUGUUGUUGAUGUUGACCAUGUUGCGGAUAUGGCUGUUGUUGUUGACUAUAUAACUGUUGUUGUUGGCAAAAUUGAGGAUGUUGUGGCUGGAAUGAAAUAUUUUGAUAAUGCUGAGGAAAUUGGCCAGGUGGUGUAG